AUGCUUCACCAUUCAAAAAAAACUGAUGUGCAUAAAUUAUUUUUUGAGACUUUCAAGACCAAGUGUAAAGCCAUAGAAAUAUGUGGAUUAAAGUUUGUAACAGACAGUGAAGCUGGUAUAACAAAAGCACUACAAUCUUCAUUGCCAAACGUCAGUUUAUAUUAUUGUUGGAACCACAUACUGCGAGAUGUUGAAUAUUGGGUAAAGAAAAAAAAACAUGGCGAAGACAGUGAUGAAGACAUUUACAAAAAUAAUGUUUGGGAUCUAUUAGACAGUGAAAACGAAGAGCAGUUCCUCUUGAAAUAUGAAAAAAUGGCUGACACUUGGACAAAAGAAUUUGCCAAGUAUUUCGAUUCGUACCUUAAGGAUGAUAUAAUGACAAGUGGCAAGUGGAUUUUGAAUAGCCCAGAAGUAAACAUUUAUAAAGAGAGGACGGGCAUUACUAACAAUCCCUCUGAAAGCUUUAAUUCGGUAUUGAAACGUUUAUUUACAAAGGAGGUUAAAGCACAAGUUUGUAUACUUUCAAUGUACGAACUGUAUCAAUAUUAUAACAAGGAAAUUGUACGAGGAUACAGUAAGCUUGGUGAUUAUAAAUUAAAAACCUAUUAUGUUGAUGACCUUUAUGUAAACCCAAUGAAUGCAGAAUAUCCUAAAUGUUCGAUAGAUCUUAAAGACAUCCCAUAUUGUUUCAUGAAUAAAGACAUGAGAAGCAAGCAGUUGGAAGGUGAUGAAGAAGAAUAUAGCACAUUUUCAUUGGCAAAACGAUUAAUUUUGCAAAAUAGAAUUGUACAUGUGCCCCAACUUCAAUGUUUUAUAGUUAAAGGUGAAAAAGAAGAAUACCUGGUGAAAUUGAAUGGCAAUAAAAAAGAUUCAUGUACAUGCAAGUUAAAAACAAAUUGUCACCAUAUUGAAGCAGUUAAAUAUUCAAUUAACCAUAUGGAUGUUAUGCAAAACAAUGUCAAACUACAUACUUUGGAACGUAAGAGGCGUGGUUAUACUGCCGGAAGGAAAAAAUUACCCAAGAAUGUUACUAUCUUGGAAGCAGCAGAUGAUUCAGAAUUGUUUUCCCAGUCCAAAAAAGAUUUGACUAAAAUUUGUAUGAUACCAACUGUCACACCAACAAGCAACUCGGUUAAAAAGCGGUUUGUGCAGUGUAUGUCAACGAAAAAUGAUGAUGAAGAAAUUGAGGUGACUCCAAAAAAUAUGAACCUAUUUAAUGAACAGUCUACGCCCAAGAAAAAUGGAUCGAACAAGUUGUCGUCUAUUAAGCGAGACCUGUUUGAGCGAUCUAUUGAAUUCAGUCCGAUAGAAAACCCACUUAAAUAUUCUGAGGUAACUGGUUCAAAAAAAAACUGA
Molecule: messenger RNA, 1356 nt
Organism: Macrosiphum euphorbiae (potato aphid)
Lineage: Eukaryota; Metazoa; Arthropoda; Insecta; Hemiptera; Aphididae
Source: the annotation of a GenBank genome assembly